UUAGAUAAAAAUGCGCAAGUAAGGCUAAAUCUGAAGAUAAAGCCUAAACCUGAGAUGCAGACUGGAACUGACCAAUCUAGGGUUUACUACACCCAGGAAUAUAAGGACAGGAAACAAUUUGAAACCAAUUGGAAGCUUGGUGCUACUAGUUCCUAUACACCUACCCAGAGUAAUGCUGGGUGUCUGAGCUAUCCAACCAAACCAAACGCACAUAGAAGGAUUGACGACUCCGGAAUCAGUUUUGGAUUGUCGAGUCUGAUGGAUCAGGAUGGUUCAGAAACAGGGUCAGAAAUUGACAAUAUUGAUUCUGGAUUUUUGGAGGACGGAACAUUCUUUAAUUCUCCAGGAAACAACCAACCCUACUCAUGUGGCUACAGGACUAGUUCAGAUCAUCAAUUAGUUGAUUCGGGUUUUAGAACCAAUGCAUUCAAUGGGUACUCGUCAAGUGUGCAGGUUGAUUCCGGUCCUGUGUUCAACUCUUUCUCUAAACCUGAACCAGACAUAGCUCCGUGUAUGGAUAGAGUUCCAGGUCCUAAACCUGACUCGGAUGGACAUUUCGCCAGUUUUUCAGGGAUAACUUCUGAUACUGGAUACUACUCUUACUCGGAUGCAUCUCUUAGUCAGAUAACUGAGCACACUUUAGCUCCUAGCUACACCCCACACCUAGAGUACCACACCACUAGAACACCAGCACAUGGAUAUAGAUCCUAUUUUGAACCAAAUCAGGGAACAAACCCUUCUGGUUGGACUAUGGAGAGAACACCAUCAAUGCAGGGACGAAACCUCGAUGAACCUCAAGCUCCUCAGAAAUCCAGAGAAUUUGUUUCAACCCGUUCCGAAGAGGAGUGUUUAGAGAGCAAGAAAGAGUUAUUUAAGAAGCCUGAUGGUGCCAUAAGACCGGAAGUUAGAGAUCAACUAAAUAACUUCCGGGGUCAACUUCGCCGUAACCCAGAAGAGCUGGUCAAUCCUAACCCGGAACCUCCCUCUGCUCCUGUUCCUGAAUAUAUCCCAGCUCCGGAGCCUGGAUUGAGACAGGUUUCUGAGAUCCCUGAGCCAGGACGGAUUCUCUUCUCAUCCCUCUCCAGUUUUAACAAAGUCCAAUCUGAGGUUCUGGAUGAUGUUUUCUACUCUGACAGGAGUGUAGUGGUUGCUGCUCCUACUGGAUCUGGUAAGACUGGUGUAUUUGAGCUUGCUAUUGCCAGACUACUCAACUCCAAGCUAGGAAGAGGAGAAGGAGAAGGUGGUGGGGUUGGAUGGAAGAUUGUAUAUAUAGCUCCAGUGAAAGCACUGUGUACGGAGAGGGUUUUGGAUUGGAGAAAAAAACUAGCUCAGUUGAAUUUGCGGAUUCUGGAACUAACCGGAGAUCAGACUGGCGAGGAGAUUGAAGGAAUUGAAAGAAGUGAAAUUAUUGUCUCUACCCCGGAGAAGUGGGAUGCUGUGAGCCGAAGGUUCCGUGGAAACCAAUCUUUAAUUAAAUCCAUCCAGCUCUUCCUGGUGGACGAGGUUCAUCUUAUCAAUGAUGAAGACAGAGGUCACGUGUUGGAAGCUAUUGUUAGUCGUCUGAAAGCUAUCAAGUGUCCUGCCAGGUUUAUAGCUGUGUCGGCCACCUUCCCUAAUGUUGAUGAUGUAUCUAUAUGGCUGGGAGGUCGGUCAGCUGUAUUCUUCAAGUUUAACGAGGAUUCAAGGCCAGUCAAACUUAACCGGGUAGUUAUAGGUUACCCGUUCUACUCCGGGCAGUCUGAGUUUAGGUUUGAGAUGAAUCUGUCCUACAGACUCCGACCUAUCCUGGAGGAAUACGGGAACUAUAAACCUAGUCUUGUAUUCUGCAACAGUAGGAAGGCAACUGUACACACAGCUACAGUGCUAUCUCAGGAGUUCAAAGCAAGGUUUGAUGUCCCAACCAAGACUAAAGUACUCUCUCAGUCCAGCUCCAUAUCUGAUCCUAAGCUAAGAAACCUCGUGGUAGAGUUCGGGAUCGGAUAUCAUCAUGCCGGAUUGAGUCCUGGUGACCGGCGUAUUGUGGAGAACCUGUUCACCCAGAACUGUCUUGUAGUUCUUACCUGCACCAGUACUCUGGCUCUAGGGGUUAAUCUUCCAGCUUAUCUUGUAGUCAUUAAGUCUACACAGCAGAUGAAUAAGGGCGGUUGGCGGGAGUACAGUGAGAGUCAAGUUCUCCAGAUGGCGGGUAGGGCGGGUAGACCUCAGUUCUGUGAUACCGCCACCGUUGUUAUUAUGACAGAGGAGAGUAUGAAGCGGCAUUAUGAACGAUUAAUCGGUGGAACCCAGCUUGUUGAAUCCAACCUUCAGAAACAUCUUCAUCAACAUCUCAAUGCCGAGAUUAUUCUAGGAACUAUAAAGACGGUGGGUGAAGCUGUGACCUGGCUUAAAUCUUCUUUUCUCUACAUCCGGGUGAAGAAAAAUCCCACAAGAUAUUCUCUGGCUCCAAAUCUAAUUGAGUUUGAACUGGAGGAUCAACUUUAUCAAAUGUGUCUCCAGGCUCUAAAUGAUCUAGCUGGAGCUGAACUUAUAACUCUCUCCGACUCCGGAGAUAUUAACGGAACCUCAAUCGGUAGACUCAUGUCAAGGUUUUAUCUUGGGUUUGAGACAAUGCGAAACUUGACAACUCUAACCGGAGACGAAUCUAUCCUGCAGGUUCUAGAGAAGAUUACUGAAAGUAAAGAGUUCUCCGAUGUUAUCCUAAGAACAGGAGAGAAGAAGAUACUCAACAGUCUGAAUUCAGGGAAGGAAGCAAAGAUUAGGUUCAAGUUAGAAGGAAAAGUAAAAACUCCAGCAAUGAAAGUCAAUGUUCUUAUUCAGUCGAUGCUUGGUGUGGUUGCUAUCUCUGAGCCUGGAUUGAACCUGGAGGCUCAUCGACUAGUUCAGCUUGCAGGACGGAUAUCAAGCUGUUUAUUGGAGUUUAUUAUCAACAGUAGGAGAUUACAGAAUUGUUUUCAGAUUGUUAAAAGUGUUCUCAUACUUAACAAGAGCUUGACCUCGGGGGUUUGGGAGAAUACAGUUCAUGUAGCAAAACAGAUGGAUAGAAUAGGUUUGAUCCUGUCAAAUCAUCUGGUAGCUGCAGGGUUCACUUCCUUCUCCGUUCUAGCCGCAGCUAACCCACGUGAUAUUGAGAUAGCCUGUAGCAAGACUCCUCCGUUUGGGAACAGUGUUCGCAACUUUGCGCUAAAUAUGCCUCGUUACAGACUGAAUGUGAACCAGACAUCUCGCGGCAAGGGUAUCUCCGAAAUCUUAAUUUCUCUUGAGAUCCUAAACCAUGACGAGUGUAAGGAUAGAUACUCUCCGGGUAGAUCUGGUGGCUGGAGCUUAAUCGUAGGAUCAGGAAACCAGCUGAUAAGUAGAACGAAAGGAACCAACGGGUUGCUCCAGGAUAUCAGUAAACCUUGGAACAAGACCCUAUCCGUCCACUACAAGGACUGUGAAGCAGGAAUCCUUGAGGUUUAUCUUAUCCAUGAUACAAUAUCAGGAGUUGAUGUUGGGAAUGAGUUUAAGGUUGAGUUUAACCGUCCUUGUCUUCCUGCUCCGAUACAGAGAGAACCAAUCCCUGUCUCCAGGUCCAGGAUAAACAAUAAACAGAACUGGGAUAGAUCAGAUCUGCCCCUAGAGUGGUAUAUGCACCAGAAAUCCGUCCAAGAUCAAACCUAUUCUCAAAAUUGGUUUCAACCAUCCGACGAGAAUACUGCAAGUAAACAGGAAUACUUUGAGCAGGAGAAGAUUAAUGAACACUUUGGUAAAGGUGAAUUCCAACCUAGAGGAAACUUCGGAAACCCUGGUAUCAACGGAGGAUUCACGGAGUUCUGUGAAACGGGAGAAGGAGAAGAUAUUUUGGAUGAUUCUGAAUUUGAUUAUCAAGGGAAUCUCGGAUACAAUUUUUUCAGCAAACAGCAAGAACCUCGGGGGUUUCAGGUAUCCCAAAGUUUUCAAGGAUCACAGGACAUCCCGGGUUCCCGGCAAUUUCAAGGAUCCCAAAAUUCCCAGUGUUCUGAGAUGUUCCAAGGAUCUGGUGGAUAUGAAGGAUCUGAUAGUUUUAACAGUACUCCGGGUACAGCACGAGCCUGUAGACAUCCCUGCUCAGAUAAACAGAAUUGUGCACAUAAAUGCUGCAAAGUUGGAAUAAAGAGUAGAACCAGGUCAGGAGGAGUAAUUAGCAAACUCAACUCUAUUGCAGCAGAAUUUAAACAGAUUAAUAGGAUUCAUGAUUUAUCCAGGUUUAGAAGAAUUCCUAAACAAGGAUUAAGUUCUCACACCCUGAAGGAGAGUGCCGGGAAUCUGAAGACGUUUUCUUCCUCAACAACUAGGUUUGAUCUCACACCCUCCUCAGCACACAGUUCACCUCCUGGUUGUACCCAGAUACAAUCUUCAUAUGGAGCUUCAGUCCAGCUGGACAAUUCAAGCUUAGAGGAUAUCACAAACCUAUACUCCACCUAGAGUCAGUUCAUAGUUUCUUAAUCCUAAUAUUCUAUUAUUAGUGUAUAAUAUAGCUUAAAAGCAUAGAUUUAUGCAAACCCAUAAAUUGAAAAUCUAUCUGUUCAACACAUAAUAUGUAGCAAAGUAUUUCUUUUUCAAUAUUACCACAAACCAAUAAUUUCAAAUCAUAUCUAUGUAUUCUUUAAUAAGAAGUUAAGUAUUCCUGUUCUAUAAAUGUUAAAGCAUAUCUAAGUACUCUGUAAUAUGUAAAAAUAAUUCCUGUUUUAGAUAAAAAGAUUAAUAAAAAAUGUCAAUCAGAUCUCCGGUAUUAAGUGAUGUUUCCUGUGGUUAAAAUGUCUCCGCCAAAAUUAUGUAAAAUCGUGUAGCCACUCUCUAAUACAUGAAGCAAUGUUUUCUGUGUAAGAUUAGCAUGUAGCCUAAAUUAUGUAAAAUCGUGUAGCCACUCUCUAAUACAUUAAGCAAUGUUUUCUGUGUAAGAUUAUCAUGUAGCCCAAUUUAUGUAAAAUCAAUUAGCCACUCUCUAAUACAUGAAGCAAUGUUUUCUGUGUAAGAUUAGCAUGUAGCCUAAAUUAUGUAAAAUCGUGUAGCCACUCUCUAAUACAUGAAGCAAUGUA
This is a messenger RNA of Eurytemora carolleeae, 5057 nucleotides long. RefSeq names its product probable ATP-dependent DNA helicase HFM1. The record is from RefSeq and is a predicted model, not a curated record. Lineage: Eukaryota; Metazoa; Arthropoda; Copepoda; Calanoida; Temoridae. Gene Ontology annotation, molecular function: nucleic acid binding; ATP binding. The transcript has 26 exons. Bases 55 to 4443 code for a protein of 1462 amino acids.